Messenger RNA from Dichomitus squalens LYAD-421 SS1, 1905 nucleotides. RefSeq lists its product as uncharacterized. Gene Ontology annotation, biological process: negative regulation of rDNA heterochromatin formation; negative regulation of silent mating-type cassette heterochromatin formation. The transcript has 5 exons. The record is from RefSeq and is a predicted model, not a curated record. Bases 1 to 1905 code for a protein of 634 amino acids. Lineage: Eukaryota; Fungi; Basidiomycota; Agaricomycetes; Polyporales; Polyporaceae. Gene Ontology annotation, cellular component: Rpd3L complex; Rpd3L-Expanded complex.
AUGGGCCCCCCACCAUCUCCGAAGGAACCUCGACGCUCCGGACGUCGUCCUGCACCAUCCUCCAGCAAGUCCCCUGCCGGCUCGCCACCGUCGGAGGCCAACCCCGCCGCCACUAAGCCCAAGGACGCCCCUGGCCGUCCCUCGUCAAAUUCCUCACACAGCAACGGUUCCGUCCGGAACAAACGCGCGAAAAACGAAGAUCUCGACGAGCCUCUCGAAGAGCUACACAAGAACGGUGUCAACACCAACGGGGGGUCGCUGCGCUCCAAGCGCAAGGGCAAGGACAAGGAGAAGAUUGCCCUUGUCGUGGAGAUCCCCAACAACGACAACGACGGCGGCCUCGAGGCCGUCGCCGACGACGGUGCGGAGGAGAACGGGGAGGACGAGGAAGAGGGGGGAGUCACGCGUUGUAUCUGCCAGAAAUACGGUGUGUCCCGUCGCGUCGAUCGCCCCGAAACGUAUUGCCAAUCCUCCCUGUCAGGUGAGGAGGAGAACGAACAGGGAGAGUUCAUGGUCCAAUGCGAGAUAUGCAAGGCCUGGCAGCAUGGACAAUGUAUGCACUACGCAGCCGCUGACCUCGUGCCGAAUCACUACUUCUGCGAGGAGUGCCGACCAGAGCUGUGGGUCGAAGUCGUAAAGGACUGGGCCGUCAAGCAUGCUCGACAAUCCUCAUCGCACUCUUACCCUCCCACUACGCCUCUUGUCGCCAACGCGCCCCGAAACUCUCGCUCCCACUCGCCGGCCGUACACAAGACCACUAAACGGCGGAACACGAUGAACAGCCGCGAUGCCGCCUACGAUGAAGAGACGCUCCAAGCGCUCAUCGACCUUCCCAAGACCGAAUACGAUCUACCACCUCGUACGCCGAUAUCGGCGGUGAGCGCGAACGGAGGCCUGAAUGGCCACGCAGAGCCGGAGCACGAGAUCGAGAUGCAGGUCAACCACAAGAAGAAGCGGAAGAGGAGUGAUGACGACGCCGCCUCUGUCAAAAGAACGCGAUCUGCGUCGGUUACCUCUGAUAGACCCCCGCCGUCUGUGCUCGCACGCGACGCGACGCCGCUCAGCGUGAGCAAGGGCCCCGCUGGACCUUCGUCAGGCGCACCAGCGCCGCGCGCGCCGAAUGGACGCAACAAGCGGGCAGGUGGGCGGAAGGGGCAGGGGCAGGACGUCGCGUCCGUCGACGGCGAAGAAGUAGCAAGCGCUGCGCCGACACGCAAAGCCAGCAGCCGCGCCAAAGCCAACAACAGCUCCGAGCACACCACCAGGCGAGCACAAGCCAACGCUAGCGGCGCCGCGGCCGGUAACUCCGCCGCCUCGCGCGCGUACCACCACUCCCAUGCAUACGCUGUCUCCCAGCAACCGCUGUUCACGUCGUGGAACCUGCCAGACUAUCUCGCUCACCUCGAGCCUAUGCUUCCUACCGACGUUCCUCGUCCAUUAGAAGUCCGUGGUUCCGUGCUCGACGGCAAUGGUCGCGAGUCGCAGGACCGGACCGCCGAACGGGGCGUGAAGGUCAAAUGGCCCAGCAAGCGUAUGAGCGUUGGUGAUAUGAACAAGCGUGUUCGAUCGCUCGUAGAGUGGGUAGGGCGCGAGCAGGCGGCGGCGAUGGAGCGGACGCGACGGAAAGAGGCGCUGGAGAAGGCAUUGCAGGCGCACCAGAGGGCUGCUGCCGGUGACAUGGACGUCGACGCCAGCAUAGCCGACGGCGCUCCUGCACCGGAGAAUGGGCUGUCGACGGCGAACUCUGCACCUCCUCCGCUCGCGGAGGUGAUGACAGGAGGAGGCGGCGAGGACACUACCAUGAGAAUGAUGGAGGAGCUCAUGGAGGAGCUGAUCCGGUUCCAGGAACGGUUUGGGCCUGGGGCGAAGGCGAAGGAGCGCGAUCGGCGAGCGGGAACGCUGUGA